Messenger RNA from Nicotiana attenuata, 607 nucleotides. RefSeq names its product non-specific lipid-transfer protein-like protein At2g13820. Gene Ontology annotation, biological process: lipid transport. The transcript has 3 exons. The coding region runs from base 47 to 595 and encodes 182 amino acids. Gene Ontology annotation, molecular function: lipid binding. The record is from RefSeq and is a predicted model, not a curated record. Lineage: Eukaryota; Viridiplantae; Streptophyta; Magnoliopsida; Solanales; Solanaceae.
UAAACUAUAGAGAAUAAAAUUAUCCAAAAUAUACAAAUUUCACUAAAUGGCUUCAAAUAGAAAUGAGAUCGGCCUGUCCCUAGUCCUGGUGCUCAUGCUCAUGCAAUGGAACGGAGCCAGAGCACAAUCAGGCUGCACCACUGCACUAUUGAGCUUGUCCCCGUGUCUAAAUUAUGUUACUGGAAACACAACGAUGCCAUCGUCAUCUUGUUGCUCACAGCUAUCUAGGGUCGUGGCAUCACAGCCGCGGUGUCUUUGCUCCGUGCUAAAUGGUGGCGGCUCCUCUUUUGGUGUUUCUAUUAACCAAACUCUUGCUGUUGCACUUCCUAGUGCAUGCAAUGUUCAAACUCCUCCAGUUAGCCGCUGCAAUGCUGGAGCAAAUGGACCAGCAGCUUCACCCGCUGAUAGUCCUCCAGCGGACUCUUCUAAAGGAUCACCAGAUGGGAAAUCCGAACCAGACAUUCCUUCAGGGACAGGGUCAAAGAUUACUGGUGGGACUACAUCUAGGGGAAGCAUUGUGGAACUGCCGCUUCAUCUCACAGCUACUUCGACCUUCAUUGCUGCAUUCAGUGCUUUUGCGUCAACUUUUCUCUAGAUUCAAAUUGUU